Molecule: messenger RNA, 1114 nt
Organism: Chinchilla lanigera (long-tailed chinchilla)
Lineage: Eukaryota; Metazoa; Chordata; Mammalia; Rodentia; Chinchillidae
Source: RefSeq, a predicted model, not a curated record
CCAGGAAACAAGAUCUGCACCAGGGCCAGCCACUUCCCUGAGCCCGGCCAGGCAUCUGCAGGAGCUCAGCACAGCCCAGGCCGGCGGAGAAGGACUGGGGACAGGGCCCUUCCCUUGCCCAGCACACAGCUGGCAGUGUGGAAGCCCCAGGCAAGUGUGAGGUGCUGGGUGAGACAGGUGCCUGAGAACCAGACAUGAUGCCACCACAGACGUGAUGUCAGCCCAGGAGCUUGUGGCCUGCCUCUGCCGGGAGGGGGACCAGCACCUGGCUCUGGGGGAGCCGCCCCUGGCCACAGCUUUCUACCUCGCUGCCUUCAGCUGCCACGCCCCCUCGGCCCUAAGGAACGUGCAGGCAGCACUGGCUGAGGCCCGGGGGGCACCUGUGGUGGCCACCCUGGAGGCCUGGUGCCGUGGGGACAGCCAGAUCCCGGCUGUCCACUGGGACGGCAUGGCAGUGGUCUCACUGACAGGGGCCCUGGCCUCUGCCUUCCUGGGAGCCCUCUGCCCGGACCACCCAGCCGCCGUCCUGCACUCUCUGGCUGGCCUGUUGGCCCAUGGGCACCACGGGGAGGUGGUACGGCGCUGCGAUGCCCUGCUGGACACCCACUCACAGCAGGCCCUGGAGCUGCAGCUGACCCGCGCCCUGGCCCUCGUCCUGUCCGGGGAUCCAGCGGGUGAGGGUGUGGCCAACUACCUGCGGGCCUUCACCUCAAGCGCCAGGCGCACAGUGGCCUUCAUCCGCACCCACCAGCAGCCCUACCUCCCCACACUGCUCAGCACCCUGCGGGGCCACAUCGCAGGGCAUGCAGAGGCCACAGACCACGCCAGCCCACAGGACACUGACUGCCAGGGACUGCUGGCAGCCCUGGACCCUGGGGGCCCCUGGAGGGACGCCCUGUCUCCUGACACCCUGCUGCUCCACGGCAGCUACGAGGAGUGCUUGGUCAUGUGCAGCCAGGCCCUGCAGUCUGACCUGACAGGCAGUGGACCCAAAGGUGAGCGCCGGGCCGCCCUGUUGGUCACGCGCGCAGCCGCCGCCUUGCUCACGGGCGGCCGGGCCCCGGAUGUGCUGCGGGACCUGCACGAGGCCUUCGGCGAGAGCCCCCGCGCGGCG